AUGAAAAGAAAUUUGAUCAUCAGGAGUCGAGGUUUAGGCCUAAAGUCAUUGGCACGUUCUCGAUUCUCAAACCAAGCGAUAAAAUCACAACAACCAGCAUUUAUUUACAAUCAUCCAACAAUUUCCUCUCAUUCCGAAACAAAGAGCACAUUUUCAAAUUUAAAUUUCCAAAAUAUCAUCGGAGAACACUGCUUUUCAACAUGGCUCGGAACCUCCAGGAAUAGGAUGACAGCAUCAUCUGAUAGUGGAAAAGUAACUUCUACACCCUUUUUGAAGAGAACAAUAUUAGAGGAACAAUUUAUGAAAUUGUUUUCUUCCUCCCAACAAUCUUCGUCGCAAGCAGACAAGAAACGUUCUGGUAUUCUAUUACUUGGGCCUGAAGGAUGCGGUAAAACUAUGUUCAUGCGAAAGAUGGCUUCUAAAAUUCGAGAACAGGAUAAUUUAUUAACUGAGAAUGAUGAUCAUCACAGCGUAGUCAUCGAAUUCGGAAGUUGCAAGGAAUGGGUCAACACUUAUGUUUCUGCCAGUAGUGCCCAAAAACCUGCAUGUAUUCACUUUGUGAAAGUACUGCUGGGUGAGAUUGAGUCUGAGCACGAAAGGUAUAUGAGAAAGUUUAGACUCAUGGAAAAAUUAGAAGCUGAGAGGCUAAAAGCACAUCAAUCAUCUCUGAAUGACCCUUCCAAAUCUCCAUCCACUCCGUCGGUGCAACCCAACAACAAUGAAGAGAAUCAUGACGAUGAAGAAAACGACUCAGCAGCUCUUUCUGGGCUUAGAGCAGCUGUUCAAGUACUUGAAGCUUGGAAAGAAUAUCUUCAAGAACUAUACAAUGUUAGAGACGAAUUAUCUCAGAAAGAUUUUAUAGGCUCACUAUCCAAGUUUACCAACCUUCUUUCAGAUAAUACUUUUAUGAAAACAAUAAUAAUGUAUGAUGACUAUGAAGCUAUUUUCGAGCAACCACAACCCAAUAAGGCCAUGUUUACAAUUUAUCCAUUUUUUGAAGCAGUGAAACCCACAGCCAUGUUCAAGAAUGUAGAUUUUGUCUAUGCGGGAAGUGAAGACACAAACCUUUUUAAAUACACAUCUUCCUUCCGAGGUCAAUCAGAAAAACACAAGCUAAUGAAGAUUGGAAGACUGACAAAUGAAGAAGUUGACCACUUUUUAGAGAGCUAUAAAGAAGUGAACGAAAGUCCAUUGCUUGAUCACCCUGAUGACAUUAAGCGGGUUACAGGCAAUUUCAUUGGAGAUAUUGUGAGAUUGUUGAACAAUUAUUCAUCAUUUGAGGACUACAUUCAAGAUAAGACAUUGGAAUAUGAAACUAAGUUAGUACAAUCAAUCUUUGAAGAGAGAUUAAAACAAGUUAGGUAUAGAGCGCAAAUCGAAAGUCAACGAAAUUUGUUGGAGAACAAUGAAUUUGCAGACAUUACAAUUGAAAACAAGCCGUUCACUAUUGGAGGUGUCACAUUCAACAACCAGGAGGAAGUGACAAUGUGCUUAGAUAACGAUAGGUUAACUCUUUACAAUAAUGCAUUCGAUUGGUAUUUAGGUAGAAACGAUAUUACUGAGCGAUAUAAUUCAUCAUACUUGGAAUCUGUGCUUUUAGAUGCAGGUAUUUGGUACAGAGUAGCAUCCGAAUUAGGAACUAGAUAUAAGUUCAGAAACCCCAUGGCAGAGCGUGUUUUUAAACAAAAUUUAGCCAAUCAUUUGUAUGCAACAAAAUUCAAUUUGCAUUCUAGUAGGUCUGACAGAAUAAUGUCACUGUGGUCCACAAAAGCAACUUUCCCAAAAAAGAGAAACGCAUUACUCUAUGAAUUAUUAGCUCGGCUUCUUGAAGACCAAUCCCAAAUUAUUGGAACUGUGCAAUAUACAGCUGGAAAAAAACUGGAAUUGUUGAAAGAAAAGAUUAAGGAGCAAGAAAGCAAAAAACAUCGAUCAAAAAUUGAUGAAUUAUUAGAAAAACCACCUACAUUAGACAUGAAAGGCCUUUCUAUUUGUUUAAAUCAACCUAGCCCUUUCUUAUUUAUUUUUGGAAGAGAGUUGUCAGAAAUGAAUAAGGGUACGAAAUUUGUGCUAAAAGAAGGAAGUCCACCAUUUGAAGUGGAGAUUUUUGAGGUAUCCAAUGACGCCACUGUUGGUGACAUGGUUAAAACAAUUUGCGAACAAGAGACAUCACUCUCCAAGCUAAACGUUGUUUAUCCAAAAUUCAGCGUUUACAACGAUUUGGAUCUUGUGGUCUUUUCCACAAAUUCCCAAACCAAUACUUUGGAUGUUUUUACGUUCAGAAUAGUGGAAGGAAAUGGAUUUGGAAAGAAGCCAGUUGAAUUCCAAGACGAAGAAAAUGUCAAAAAGUUUGCAUCUCUUAUUUCCUCCUUGCCAAAACCAAAAGGAGUGCAAGCGAUCAAUCAUCAUUUUGCAUUGUUAGCACUUGAAAAGUCUCACACCAAUGUGAAAAACUACAACUUGUUCAUGCCAGAUGAUCUUGCUGCCUGUUUUUCCAAAGUUACCAUUUCAUACAUUGAGGAUUAUUUCACCGAAGAUGUUGAGAGAAUCUCUCAAUACGCUUCUUAUCUAAAACAAUUAGAGGAGGAAUUAGAAAAGGAACAAAAUGAUGAGUUGAACUUUAGAGACCCUAAUACUGUUGAGGCAAUGAUGUCACAAAUGGGCCACAAAGACUUGCCGUGGUAUGAUAAACUAGACAUGUAA
This is a messenger RNA of Naegleria lovaniensis, 2700 nucleotides long. RefSeq lists its product as uncharacterized. The transcript has a single exon. The record is from RefSeq and is a predicted model, not a curated record. Bases 1 to 2700 code for a protein of 899 amino acids. NCBI's taxonomy places the organism in Eukaryota, Heterolobosea, Eutetramitea, Acrasida, Naegleriidae.